GGUGGCUUUGAGUCCACAACCCUCCCAAGGCGCCUCCUUUAUUCCUCCUCCAGUUCCCGCCUGUAUGCAACCCCCUUUGGUCGAUCGCUUACGCAUCGUCGCUGUGGACAAGGCGUGGGCGAACCUCCGCACUAUUGGGGGUGGUGUCGCUGAAGAUGUGCAGAGGAUGCUGCAGGGCGUCGGUGCGUCUCUAUCAGCAAGGGACCAUGGAGACAUGGCCGACCGAUGCAGUCCCCGCUUGUCGGACGUUGUGCGACCGGGGCGCGAUCCAUCACCCACCGUGCCACGCGGGAAAGAAGAAUCACAUCCGGCAGUGGCGGAUGCACGUGGCCGAGAGGCCGGACGACCAACGAGGAGGGGCAGUGUUGGGGGAUGGGUGCCUGAAAGUGGCGGUGAAGUGGAUACAGGUGAUAACGCCGCGGAGCUCGAGGGAGGCGAUAUGUCGGGGACGAGAAGAACCAGGUCAUGGCUGCUGGAGGAGCUCAUUGAUCUGGCGAGGUUCAUGAAUGAGGACGACGCCAUGCUGCAAAUGGCGUCAAGUCAGUUGAAGCACGCGAGAAGGUCAGUGAGGAACGAGUUGGUGUCCAAGAAGAUGAAGACGGCAAGUUGGAUCAGGUCGGCGGAAGACUGCAGGAAGAAGUGGUGCGACCUCAUGAGCAAGAUGAAGGACAUCCUGCACAAGUGUAACGCGUCGGGAAAACCCUCAUAUUGGGAGAUGAGCGUCGAAGACAGGAAAAGGGAGGGAAUCUCGACGACGUUUGAGCAGCCGCUGUGGGAGGAGAUGGAGUGGGCACAUCGAAAGUUGUCAGUUGCUUGCGAUAAUACCAUGGCAUCAUUAAACUUGCAGGGUGCUGAAAGCGGUGUUUCCGAUAAGGAAACACCCGGUGGGCAUGGCUCGUCAGAAGGCGGGAGCCGUAGUGGUGCAAGUGUUGAAGAAUCGGAGGGCUUGCGGAAGAAACGGCAUGGGGCAACGGGCAAAGAUCGUGCUAGUGAUCACCUGCCAGUGUCAUCUAUGGAGAGAGUUGUGUUGGAUUCUAGUAUGGCGGUCCGAGAAGGGAUGGAUAUGGCAGCAAGCACUCUUGCCCGGGCAAGCACAGAGAGAGUGAAGUUGGUUGCAACCCAAGUUGGCGCAAUCGCAAGCGCCAUUAAGGAGGGAUACGUUGUACUGCAACUGUUGGUUGGCGUUAUGGCCGAACGCCGAGGAGUGGGGACCGGAAUGCGGGGUGGAAACCCCAACGAUGCCAGUCCGUCAAACCGGUGAUACGUGCAUGGAGGACCACAACGUCACACACACUGUCACAAAGAACUUUGGAAAACGAGCACUUCAAAUGAUAUAACAAAGGGAAAAAAAAAGA
Molecule: messenger RNA, 1355 nt
Organism: Chara braunii
Lineage: Eukaryota; Viridiplantae; Streptophyta; Charophyceae; Charales; Characeae
Source: the annotation of a GenBank genome assembly